Molecule: messenger RNA, 2153 nt
Organism: Ziziphus jujuba (common jujube)
Lineage: Eukaryota; Viridiplantae; Streptophyta; Magnoliopsida; Rosales; Rhamnaceae
Product: monodehydroascorbate reductase 4, peroxisomal
Exons: 8
Coding region: 455-1897 (480 amino acids)
Cellular component (GO): cytoplasm
Molecular function (GO): oxidoreductase activity, acting on NAD(P)H; flavin adenine dinucleotide binding
Source: RefSeq, a predicted model, not a curated record
AAUAAUUAAAAAAUAAAAAAUAAAAAAAAACAAUGAGUGGUAGAUAAGAAGAGGGUGAUCCAUAAUUCAGUUACACGAGGAGGUGUUAUAGAGUUCCUGCCACCUCCAUGCCUUCAACUUGAUCCAUCAUUCAUCAUCCUCCUCACAAUUCCAGAAACAUGAAUUCUUAUCCAACCAGCAACUCUCUGACCCUUACACGUGUCAUUCAAUAAUUUGCCUGCCCCAUCACCACCCUAGAUAGCAAUGGGUCCCAUUGGUCAACGUCUCUAACCGUUCCAUUUUUCCUGAUUGGCUUCUGUUAUACUGUAUAACUUGCAUCCAGAACCACUGGAGCGAAAGAAGGGUAAUAAGGUAAAAGUGGUGGGCUACAUUCCACGGUCAGGCCCACCAGCAACCAUGACGAUCUUGAUUGAGACGAGGGAAGAAGCAGAGUGAGAGAGACGGAGAUUGAUAGAUGGGAAGGGCAUUUGUGUAUGUGAUUCUUGGAGGAGGAGUGGCUGCUGGAUACGCGGCUCUCGAAUUCACCAAGCGAGGAGUUCGUCGUGGCGAGCUCUGCAUAAUCUCUGAAGAACCACUUGCACCUUAUGAGAGACCUGCAUUGAGCAAAGGGUUUCUACUCCCAGAAGCUCCUGCGCGUAUUCCAUCCUUUCAUACUUGCGUUGGUAUUAAUGAGGAAAGAUUAACUCCAAAAUGGUAUAAGGAACAUGGAAUUGAAUUAGUACUUGGAACACGAGUUAAGUCUGCUGAUGUCAGGCGCAAGACAUUAUUAACUGCAGCUGGGGAGACUAUUAGUUACAAGAUUCUCAUCAUUGCAACAGGUGCCCGGUCAUUGAAGCUGGAAGAAUUUGGAGUAAAAGGAUCAGAUGCUGAAAAUGUGUGUUAUUUACGAGAUUUGGCUGAUGCAAAUACACUUGUUGACCUCAUGCAAUCUUGCUCUGGUGGAAAUGCUGUUGUUAUUGGUGGUGGUUACAUAGGAAUGGAGUGUGCUGCAUCUUUGGUGAUCAAUAAAUUAAAUGUGACUAUGGUCUUCCCAGAAGCACAUUGCAUGGCUCGUUUGUUUACACCCAAGAUUGCAACUUACUAUGAGGAGUAUUAUAAAUCCAAAGGAGUAAAGUUCAUUAAAGGAACUGUGUUGUCAUCAUUUGAUUUCGACUCCAAUGGGAAGGUAACUGCAGUUAAUCUUAAAGAUGGAAGCCAACUACCUGCAGACAUGGUUGUUGUGGGAAUAGGCAUCCGUCCAAACACAAGCCUGUUUGAAGGCCAACUAACAUUGGAGAAGGGUGGAAUCAAAGUGAAUGGAAGAUUGCAGUCAAGCAACAGCUCAGUAUAUGCAGUAGGAGAUGUUGCAGCAUUUCCAGUCAAACUAUUUGGUGAAACCCGUAGGCUUGAACAUGUCGACUCUGCCAGGAAAUCAGCAAGACAUGCUGUGGCUGCAAUAAUGGAACCAAACAAAAUGGAUGAAUUUGACUAUCUACCCUUCUUCUACUCUAGAGUCUUCACCUUUUCCUGGCAAUUUUUUGGGGACAACGUGGGGGAAGUAGUCCAUUAUGGAGAUUUCUCAGGAAGUACAUUUGGGGCUUAUUGGGUUAGUAAGGGUCACCUUGUUGGGUCUUUUCUUGAAGGUGGAACCAAAGAAGAAUAUGAAGCCAUAGCCAAAGCCACAAGGAUGAAACCAGCUAUUGAAGACCUAGCUGAGUUGGAAAGGCAAGGUUUGGUCUUUGCAUUGUCAGUUAGUAAAAAACCAGCUCCGUCACCACCACCACCUUCCGAUAGUCGUGGAUCUACUCUUGUUGUGGAGAAACCAAUCUAUGCAUGGCAUGCAACAGCUGGUGUUGUUCUGGCUGCAUCAAUAGCUGCAUUUGCAUAUUGGUAUGGGAGGAGGCGCCGACGGUGGUAAUCUCACAGUCGUUUGGAUCUUGCAGUUUAUUGGCGUUACUAAUGUAAUUCGGUUAUAUUAUACACGUGUUGUAGCAUUUUUAGGACUAGGAGUUUCGUGAUACUCAGAAUCAUUUGGCCAUUUCUAUUCUGGCAAGAGUAUAGCUCAAAAAUGUUAAAUGAAUACAAAGUUAUAUCAUCAUACCAUACGCAGAGCUGUAAUUUCCAAGCUAUCUAUAGAGAUUGAAAUAUAAUUGAUUAAAAGUUUAAUUGAAGCA